This is a messenger RNA of Cucumis sativus (cucumber), 1790 nucleotides long. Its product is annotated as FHA domain-containing protein DDL. The coding region runs from base 297 to 1358 and encodes 353 amino acids. The record is from RefSeq and is a predicted model, not a curated record. Gene Ontology annotation, cellular component: nucleus. Lineage: Eukaryota; Viridiplantae; Streptophyta; Magnoliopsida; Cucurbitales; Cucurbitaceae. Gene Ontology annotation, molecular function: mRNA binding; protein binding. The transcript is spliced from 11 exons.
CGAAAACCCCCCAAAGUGUGUGCCUAAACCCUUUCACAGUUGGAAAUUUUGCUUUGACGAACGAACCCAAGCCCUAGCGUGGAGCAACCAUCAACCUCCUGUUGCUCCUAUUUCUUUCUUACUCUCAGUCCUCUACGCCAUUCAGCCGGUAAGGCAACUGCGCCGCUUUCCUUUUCUCCGGCCACCAAUUCGCGUCAAAAUGGAAAGCCAUUUACUCUAGAAUCGAGAAAUGUUGUUCCAUAGAGAAGUUGAUGUGUUGGAAUUCUUGGCGAUCAUCUAGACACGAAUAAAAACAAAUGGGACGAAGUGUUUCAGAUGACUCAGAAUCCCUAGGUAGGGUGAGGCGAUCUUCUCCUAGAAGGAGUCCUUCCCGCAGAGGAAGAUCACCUACUCGGCACAAGAGCUCCCAUAAUGGCAGUUCUCCAGCAAGAGACAAGCAUUCUAGUCGCGCUAGAUCUCCAAAGCAUGGGAGGUCAAGUUCUCCACGAACUCGCUCUCCUUCUCCAAGGACCAAACGAUUGAGGAGAGCUGCCGAAAAAGCUCCGGAGAAAUCAAGUGAUAGAGAUCAUGAAAGGAACCGUGGCAGGGGUAGUGAUAAAGAAGCUCAUCAGGAAAGAGUCUCUGAUAGGGAAUUAGGGGGAGAGAGAAAGGAGAGGAGUUCUAGACAGGAGGCUAAGGAUGGAAAAUCUUCCAGGUCAAGACAUGGGAAUUCUUCUUCUCCAUCAGAACGCCACCAAAGGAACCGCCAUAGGUCCCCAUCGCCCCAGCCUGAUGCCAAAAAUCAUGAUGAGGGGAGAAAUUCAAGAAGACCUGAAAGCCGGAGUGAUGACGAUGAUUCAGUGGCAAAGAUGAAGGCUGCCGAGCAAGCUUUAGAAGCUAAGCAGAAGGACAAACCUUCCUUUGAGCUAUCUGGAAAGCUUGCAGCAGAAACUAAUAGAGUUAGAGGUAUUACGUUGCUGUUUAAUGAACCUCCAGAUGCUAGAAAACCUGAUGUAAGAUGGCGGCUUUAUGUUUUUAAGGCUGGAGAAGUGCUGAAUGAGCCUCUUUAUAUACAUCGUCAAAGCUGUUACCUUUUUGGGAGAGAAAGAAGAGUGGCAGACAUUCCCACCGAUCAUCCAUCUUGCAGCAAGCAACAUGCUGUCAUCCAGUUUAGGCAAGUAGAAAAGGAGCAAUCUGAUGGUACAUUGUCAAAGCAUGUAAGGCCUUAUUUGAUGGAUCUAGGAAGCACAAAUAAGACUUAUAUCAACGAUGCUGCAAUUGAACCUCAACGUUACUAUGAACUUUUUGAAAAAGACACUGUAAGAUUCGGCAAUAGUAGUCGAGAAUAUGUUCUAUUGCAUGAGAAGUCAGCUGGAUGAUAAGCCUCAAAUUUAAUUUAGUGUCUGUCAAUUCAUCCAGUGGGGAAUAUGUUUCGUUUUCACUGAGGCUGCAGAGAUGUUCCCAUCAUCGGGAUGUUGCGGGUAAUUGGCAAACCAUUCUAGAUUUGUCUUUGUAAUCAGUACCUUUAAAGAAAGUAUUUUUAUGCUAUGUCCUAUUUGAUUCGCAAUAGCUAUCAGUUCAAGCAAGAGAGUCCUCUUUGUUAAAUGGCCGAAUUAGCCACACCCAUAGAAAAUAGAAGGGAUCACAAUCCCACAUUCGGCUGAAUUGAGAAGUGUGCAUUUCCAAGUCCAUUAAUAGUAAAAUUUUGAUAUCUCUUAACAUGCUUCUGAUAGGUAUAUACCAAUAAGCCGCACUUCUUUGACAGCGACUUUCAGGCUUUCAAUAAUCAUUUAUUUAAUCUAUAUUUGCAA